Exaiptasia diaphana is the source of this 939-nucleotide messenger RNA. RefSeq lists its product as uncharacterized. The transcript is spliced from 4 exons. Bases 40 to 750 code for a protein of 236 amino acids. The record is from RefSeq and is a predicted model, not a curated record. NCBI's taxonomy places the organism in Eukaryota, Metazoa, Cnidaria, Anthozoa, Actiniaria, Aiptasiidae.
ACUGACGCAAUUAGUGCCAGGUGCAUUAAUUAUACUUGAAUGGUUUGUUUUCCUACAGUACUGUCUUUCCCAAAUGUCGAAGAGUUGGUUUAUGCGUUGAAGGAACAAGAGAUUGACUCUAUUGUCCUUGACCACUACACCGUCAAAUGGAAGAAAAAUCUUUUUAAUGGUACUUGGUUUAAAUACAGCGAUACCGUCGGUUCUUCAUUCUCGUACGGAGUUCUCCUCAAUGGAAAUGCUGCAAAGCUUGAAAGACAUUUUCGRGAGUACAUCUCAGCUAACAUUUCACAGAUAAUGCAACUAGCUGGUAGACUGGAUAAGAUUUACAUUGCUGACAAGAACCAGACUCAAGAGGAAGAGGAAACAGCUGAAAGGAUUGUAAUUACAAAAGAAUCACUCAAUUUCUUGAGUCCAGASAGUACAAUCUUCAAUUAUACUAUAAUGGCAAUGGGAUUGGCUUUGUUGGCGAUAUUUUUAGCUGGGCUGUAUUAUCAUCUCAUGAUAUACCGUAAGCGAGAUCAAACAAACGAAAUCGUGAAUGAAAAAUACAGACGAUACCUGGACACGAUUAAAUCCGAACUCCAAGAGUUCCAUUCCAAUUAUUGUUUAAUUUAUAAUAAUUUAAGAAAAGAGUUURUUGAGGACUUGCAAAUGGCUAAACGCAAGGUAAGGAAGCACAUCGCCGCUGAGAAGACAAUGGUUAUGCCUAUCCAGAUUAAUCACAGAAAARUAAGCCAGUGUGUAACAUGAAUAGAGUUCAACAAAUCCGCCUUUAGAAGACGAUCCUAACUACGUCUCCGACUCUGUUCCCGCCUGAUGUAAGAAACAGUCUACUUUGAACGAGAGUUUAUUGAUCAGUCCAGCMUGGUAAUAUACGUGCUUGUAGCAUCCAAUAUAUACCACAGGAGGAGCCGACGGGGUCUGUUCUCAGGGGCGUAU